AUGAACCGCAAAGAAAUUUUUGAGCUGACUGUUGACGGUCUGAAGGAAAGGUUAGGUGAUUUAGGGCUAUCGCCUAUUGGACGGAAAGCGACACUACAAGACAGACUGAUGGAGCAUUUCUGCCUGACUGUGAGUGACGGUUCCGAAACUGAUGUGGAAGAGGUAGCAAGCCAACGAAGUGUGCGUGAGGUUAGAGUCGAAUACCACAACUUUACUCUCCGAGAUGUUGAGGACUCAAUGACUUCGUUUAAGGGAACAGGUCGUCCAAGUUUCGAACAAUGGCUUGAGGAUUUUGAGGCAAACGCAUCAGCAGUGCAUUGGAACGAGCUGCAGAAAUUCAUCUACGCAAAACAACUGUUGAAGGGUGCGGCAAAGAUUUUUAUAAGAAGCCAAAGAGGAAUAAGCAGUUGGAGUUCACUAAAACUAGCGCUACGGCAGGAAUUUGGUAUGGCAUUAUUAUCGAUUGAAGUACACCGUACUUUAUGUAGUCGUCGGAAGCGACAUGGGGAAGAUCUUCGAGAAUAUUUAUACGUUUUAAUGGAGUUGGAGAAACCGUUAGGGCUAGAUGACUCAAGCCUAAUAGAAUAUUUCAUCGAAGGCAUACCGGACUCAAGGUCGAACAAAAGUAACCUAUACCAGGAGAAAACUAUACAGGAUUUGAAGGAGCAGAUCAAGAUGUACGAAAAGAUUCGUUACAGCCAGUCACAACCCGUGAAUGGGAACCAGGAGAAGGCAUCGUCGUCAAACAAGGAUUUCCAGAAAGCAGUUCCAUUUAGCAGGAAAUGUUUUGUCUGCGGGAAUUCAUCACAUCUCGCUAGAAGCUGUCCACGCAAUAAGACAUCGUGUUACAAUUGCGGUAAAGAGGGUCAUCGUGCAGCUUACUGUAAGGCAGGAAGGAAAACUCCGAAAUCGGAAUAAAGCAGCGUCAAUAAUAUGACGGAUGAAGGAGAAAUCGGAGAAGCGGAGUGGAUUGAUUUUUUAAGCAUGCAAGUUUCAACGGAAAAUCUGCGUCGGCAUUAAUUGAGACAGGUAGCGACUUAUGCAAUAUACGUUACGAUACGUUAAACACACUUAGUCCGGAUGUUGACUUAAGUAGUGAACAGCGACAGUUGAUGCGUAUCGGUACCAGCAAACUUACAACAAUAGGUUGCUUUACCACAUCCAUCGAGAUAGACAACAUAAAGUUGGAAGUAAAAUUUCACGUAGUGAGAGAGCGGGACAUCAAAUAUGCGCUCGCGAUUGUUAACGACGUUCUGAGACAAGUUUGUUUAUUCGUUACGGAAGAUGGCGCCGAGUUCAGGCAAAAGAAAGUGGAGGAAAAGCCUCAGAGCA
Bactrocera tryoni is the source of this 1332-nucleotide messenger RNA. RefSeq lists its product as uncharacterized. The record is from RefSeq and is a predicted model, not a curated record. Bases 1 to 918 code for a protein of 305 amino acids. Gene Ontology annotation, molecular function: zinc ion binding; nucleic acid binding. Lineage: Eukaryota; Metazoa; Arthropoda; Insecta; Diptera; Tephritidae. The transcript has a single exon.